GCAGGAUUUUCGCUGCGAAGGCUGCGCCAGCAACAUAAAUGCCAAGGGCAAGGACAAACCGGAAUCGCUCAUUUUGCAGGUGCGUGCCAGCACAACACAACAUGAACGCUACACUCACUUGGCCAGAGUUUCUAAGCCAGGCCAAACAAUUUCUGGACAUCUCACAGCAAUUAAACGAUAGCUGGCAAUUGUAUAAAAAAGAUGACGAAGAGCCCAACAGUUUUCUGAAAUACACGCAAAAGAUCAAAUGCAAAGCGAACGAUGAGCUGAUUAAUGUGGAAUAUCACAUCGUAUACAGCGUUUCCUAUCAGGUGCCAAUGCUCUACUUUCAAGCACAUAGAUCAGACGGUCGCCUCUUGGAUUUAGAGGCCACUUGGAGUGUAUUUAUGCCAGACGCAUCGCGUACCGAUCUAUACGAAAUGCUAACGCAAAUGGAGCAUCCGGUGCUGUUUCGCCCAUUCAUGGCACUGCAUCCUUGCCGAACCUGCGAGAUUUUAGCCCAAUUCGGCAAACAGAGUAGAAAUCUUGUACUAACCUUUAUAAGUAUAUACGGUCCGUAUGUUAAGUUAAGUUUGGCUAAUGCCUACGGCUUAUAUAUUGAAGAAAACGAAAGAAGCAUUGAUUAAUAACAUCUAUACAGAUAGAUUGUAUUUAUUAUUGGCUUGUUUUAAACACUGAUUACAGGCGUGGCUUACAUAGAUGGUUAUGAUUCUUAGUUCUCUAUUCUAAUCAGAUAUAUAUAUAUAUAUAUGUAUAUAUAUAAAUGUAUUUCAAGAGCCUUGGCACAAUUGUAAACCAAUUUGGGGUUUAUUAUAAUAAGCCAGAAAAAGCGGAGGCAAGUUUUCAACCGAAUCGAAAUACCUAAGUUAUUUAAUGUUUAAGCACUUGAAGCUGCAUAAUGGCACAUUUAUGAAUAAACUACAAUAAAAGUAUAAACAAUACGAGUA
This is a messenger RNA of Drosophila virilis, 947 nucleotides long. It is a transcript of the gene Atg10, whose product is annotated as Autophagy-related 10. Lineage: Eukaryota; Metazoa; Arthropoda; Insecta; Diptera; Drosophilidae. Gene Ontology annotation, cellular component: intracellular anatomical structure. Gene Ontology annotation, molecular function: Atg12 transferase activity. The record is from RefSeq and is a predicted model, not a curated record. Gene Ontology annotation, biological process: protein modification by small protein conjugation; protein lipidation; macroautophagy.